CUUCGUCAUCCCAUUUCCAGUCAUUCCCCCAAAACUGAAGGAGUCCUCCCCACCCACUCCCCUUCACCCUCUAAUACCUCGGCAGAACAGGUUCCUCGACAGCCCCCAACAGCUCCAACCAAACCGCAGAAAGCAAUCCUGACGUAAGAGACAUUGAAAGCCUCCCCCUCUACCAGCAGUCAAGUUCACGGCAGUUCCUUGAACCCUCUCGGCAAAGGAAGUUCCCUGGAGUGGGGAGUUUAGCCACAGGGUCACCAGGGGCCACGAACGUUCACUGAUCCCCAGUCUGAUCCUGUCCCUAGUGGCAGCAAGUACGAGUACCAAUGGUCCAAAUAAAUAUGAGAGUCUUCAAAAUCAUUUCGCUGUUGCUCCUCUCAAUUCUGAGUGGCUUGGACUGUUCUCCAGUGUCGUCGCUUCGUCUGGAGCACAGGGCUGGCCUCGAGGAGGACACAGUACUAGGCCUGAACGAUUACGAACCCCAGGAGCCGUCGACAACAGUAAAACCAGUGGAGAUAUCGGAGGACACUUACGAUCAACGUCAGAACGGUACUGAGAACUACAGGAUUCACGUAGACGGUUUGGUCGUUGUGGUGGCCCCUGUGGAGGCUCUUCUGCUUGCUGGAGGAAUCCCGGAUAAUUUUUCAAAUAUUCUCGCGCCCCCACCGCCCCCGGAGAAACCCCUGGACAAACCUGGAGACGACGAGGGCCCUUUGAAACCUACCGAGAAGCCGAUUGAGGUGGUGGAGGAGGAAAAACCGCUGGAUAUCAAAAAAAUUUCCCACAGGGGACAUUUAAAGCUCGUCAGCUUCCUAGCACCUCUCCUAAGACACAUUGGACAACACUGAAAGGAUUUUACCCACUUUUUUGUACUCUUUCUUAUUAAAAUGAUAUUUAUUCAUCUGAAAUUACAAUAAAUACAGUUUUUCAAA
Messenger RNA from Diachasmimorpha longicaudata, 929 nucleotides. RefSeq lists its product as uncharacterized. The transcript has 2 exons. The record is from RefSeq and is a predicted model, not a curated record. NCBI's taxonomy places the organism in Eukaryota, Metazoa, Arthropoda, Insecta, Hymenoptera, Braconidae. Bases 324 to 845 code for a protein of 173 amino acids.